UAGUGGAAUGGUCAGAAUGAGCCGUUGUUGUUGUGUGUACACAGACGGUAUUGAUUGUCAGGCAUGGAGAUCGGAGCGGUCUCGGCUCGGACACACACUCAUACACACACUCACACUCACACACACUCAGACCUGAAUUAAAAGGCCGCGACUUCACCGGAUUUUCGGUUUUAUUUAAUAGGAACUGAUUGUUUUAGUGGAAGUAAACUUUCCCUUUUUUUAGCAGGAGGAUUUAAAUGGAUUACGCGCUGUGAUAACAGUCCUACAGCCUUUUUUCUGCUGUUAGCGACUCAGCUAGGUUUAGACUGGCGAUAUUUGAAUUUUCCAACCUACUUCGUUCUUGUUUUAGAAGUUCCUGGCUGUUAUUAUGGCUUGUCGGGGUGAUUUGAUGUGUAAAAACCUCCGCGUUUAGCUAGAAAGCUUAGCAGCAGGUGCUUGUAGCCGUGUCGCUGCUUUCUGCCCGCUGAACGGAGCGCGAUAUGCGGCAUGUACAGGAGCCGCUUCCCUGCAGCCGGAGCACGAAGCUGGACAUGAAAUCGGUUUAAACCCAACCGAUUAAAUGCCUUCAGGACAAUUACAAUUCCGGGUGUUUCAUAAUUCCUCCUUAGGACAAUUUAUCAAGCGGUUGGAUAACCUGUUUUUGGGGAAGGAGACUCAACGCAUCGACGAGAGACACACACACACACACAGAGAGAGGAGAGGAAAAAAAAAAGCAACAGACCGAAUUUAAAAAAAAAAAAACCCGUGAUAUUAAAGGAUCCGAGCGAGACCAGAGGCAUGAUUUCUCAGGGAAUAAAGCUUGCCUGGAUCUAGGAAACGCAUCAACGCUUCCAUUUAUGAUUCCUCGAGGCCUCUCGCAGCCGUAGAGCCUAAAAGCUGCAUCAUGCUGGCGUGCCUGCCGAGAAGACAGAACCAACCCGCCCAGCACCCGCCGUGUGCUGCCAAGAUCCUGGACGCUCCCGUCAGCCUCAAAAGUGAUCUGAGCUCAAUGCAGUCUCCGCGGUACCCCUCUGCUGCUGAGCUGGACGCCUACGCACAGAAGACGGCAGAUAGUCCACUGUCCAUCAAGAUCUUCCCAUCCAAUAUCAGGGUCCCACAGCACAAACAAAUUGGCCGGACUGUCAAUGGCUUGGACACGACAGGCCAACGCUUCAGCCCUUACUCCCAGCCCUACUCCAGUGGCUACCAGGGCUUGCUGGCCAUUGUCAAAGUCCCCACUGUGACCAAAGGCAUAGUAAAGAGCUCUGAUGGCAAGAGGACUAAACUGUCGCCCAUCCAGAUGGCGGUGGCACCUUAUGCACCACCCAGCAGCAACAGUUUGGCUCACAGGCACAGGCAGAGGCCAUACAGCUUGGAGCUUUGCAAACCUCCUGAGGUGCACAACGUCCCAGUGCCACCCAAUGUUGUGGUACCAGCUUCUGCUACAUCCCUCUCUAGUGGGCAAAGCUUGGCUCUGGCUUCCCACUCAGACCACGCAUCCCUUGGCAUAGUGAGACAAAUGGCUAGGACGUCCCACGCCCAAGGGCUUCAGGCUUCUCUGGAAGAUCAUUCCAGCCCAUCUCAUCAAGCAGCCACAGCCUGCUUGGAUUCCAGCUUCAGCAUGGACAUGGCCAAAACUACGGGCUACAUGGACACUAUGGAAUACGCGAUAUGGCAGUCCAAGCAGCAGAGACAUCAACAGCAGAAGCAGCACUAUCAGCAGGGUCCGUUACACAGGUACAGUGCCAACAGCAGCAGCAGCAGAGCUACCAUUAGCAGAUCUCCAGAUGUAUGCUUGCCCCCAGGUACCACUCAGAUCCCAUACAGGGCUCAUGCCCUCAGCACAGGCACCUGUGUAACGGGUGUUACACUGGACCGGGUAGGCUCAUCACCUUUGAACUGCACUGCCACACAUGGUGACUUCUCUGCUGGCCAGUUCUUCGCACCUCAUUGGAACAGCACGCUUGCUACGCCUGACAGCGACUGUUACAACCCGCAGGAGUUGCCCCCCGGCUCGGUGGGGCUCGGCCACAGCCAUGGCCGGCCUCAGCGCCAAGCCCACUGUGUGCCGCAGCAGUACCCAGGUCUCGGCCUUUGUUGCGGGCUUCCUGGCCGGAGCCUGUGUCAGGCCUCCCUGCUCAGCAGCAGCCUACAGUCUCUGGAGUGCCUGAUCAGCGAGAUCCACCCACCCUGUAUCAAGGAGCGCAUGCUGGGCCGUGGGUACGAGGCCGUUCAGCCCACGCACAUCCAGCUGCCUGUGUUCAGAUAGGGGGCAUCAGACAACUGAUUCGAGAAGGUCAAAAGUGGACUGUUGGGAUUAAGAGAUGAAGGAUUUGCCUUUUGUGGAUGUGUGUCUUUGGUAAAGGGCUCAGUGGGUUUUUGCAAAGCUUAAAAGGGUACCAGUGAUUCUCACUCCCUGCAAAAGAUCGGAGUUGCAGCUUAACUCGCUGCUGGACUGACUUCAUGUACUACAAGAAGUACUCAUAUUCCACAGUUUUGCAGCAACAGGGAUUUUGUGGCAUCAUACCAUUACUUCUGAUCCAAAUGAUCUGAAUGGAACCAUUUCAGAUUAGCUGCCAAAUUCUCAACAGGAAGCAAACUGCCCACUAUUGCAGGACGUUGACACUUCAGGUCUGUUUACUCCAAAACCAUAACUAAACUGAUGAUAUAUGUUUAGUGAACUCUUGUUGGCAGAGAUUUGUAUAGCCCUGCUAGUACUAAAUCAUAAUAGUUAUGAUUUUUCCAAUUGCACUGUUAUAAAAACCUAUUAAAAUGACUCUGGCAUGGGUUGGUUCUGAGAACAUUUCAUUUAAAAAGAAAACUUGAAUUCUUUUUUCUGUAUUAUGUUUGUGUCUAUCAGUAGACAGGCAUAUUUAUAAGAUUCUUUAUUCUAGUUGUUUCACCUCUGUUUGUGACCAAUGAUUUUAUUUUAUUUUUUAAUCCAAAUUUUCACCUGUUUCUGGCAAUUUGAUCUAAUUGAUCACUGUCUACUGUAGCCAGUCCAGUGUUUUUUCUUUUUUUUUAAAUGGCAUUUAUGAAUCUGAGAAACAGACUGGGAAGCAUACACUACUGAGCUGGCUCUAUCAGCGACCAGAUGUGAAGCCACACGAGUUACUGUGACUAAGUCUUAAGAGUUUCAACUGGAUUUCAGCGUCAAUGUUCUACAUAUUUUAUUCAUUAUUUAUUGACAUUCGAUUUUCUGUACCAUAUUAGAAGAUACUACCAGGGUAUCUGAAUUUCAGAUAAAAAGAAAUGGGGAAAAAAAGAAAAACAUUUGCCACUUGAUUUUGUUUUCUUUCAUCCAUCAGAAUGGACUAGCUUGAAGCAUUGUUGGGGUAAAAUGGCACACAAUGGGCUAGAUGUUUUAAAAAGUGCAAUUAUAAUGUUGGCAGAUUAGCCCUUUCCCUAUGUUAUGCUUCACUGACUAUUUACUACUGUAUGUAUGACUGUCUGGAACCCCCUCCACAAUUAAGAUUGUCAAAUAAAAUCUAAUUUAGGGAUGUUUUUAAAA
This is a messenger RNA of Pangasianodon hypophthalmus (striped catfish), 3490 nucleotides long. Its product is annotated as protein FAM222A. The coding region runs from base 884 to 2248 and encodes 454 amino acids. The record is from RefSeq and is a predicted model, not a curated record. NCBI's taxonomy places the organism in Eukaryota, Metazoa, Chordata, Actinopteri, Siluriformes, Pangasiidae. The transcript is spliced from 3 exons.